This is a messenger RNA of Hansenula ciferrii, 1593 nucleotides long. It is a transcript of the gene CDC40, whose product is annotated as Cdc40p. Gene Ontology annotation, molecular function: protein binding; mRNA binding. Gene Ontology annotation, cellular component: catalytic step 2 spliceosome. The record is from RefSeq and is a predicted model, not a curated record. The coding region runs from base 1 to 1593 and encodes 530 amino acids. Lineage: Eukaryota; Fungi; Ascomycota; Saccharomycetes; Phaffomycetales; Wickerhamomycetaceae. The transcript has a single exon. Gene Ontology annotation, biological process: mRNA splicing, via spliceosome.
AUGUCGCUAGUUACAGGCUACUCUUCUUCUGAAGAUGAAUCAGAUUCUCCUGCUCAACCUAGUUUCCAAUCUGUGAAAGUCGUUGCUGCACCACAGGUUAAAGAUGCCCCAAAGAAAGAAUUAACAAUAAGUACUAUAGACGAUAAUAAUAAUGGUCAAUUACAAAAAACAAUCACUGGUCAUAUUGAACGUGAAAAUUUUGAUGAAACAACCUUUGAAAUACAAAGAAGAAAUUUUGAUAAUCUCGGGUAUGCAAAGAGUUUAUAUGGUAACAAUACUGUUAUUGGUGAUCAAUCUAUGGCACAUAGAUUAAAUAAACGAGACAUCACAGAUCUAAAACCUUCCAAAGAAGAUAAGAAAAGAAUAAAGUCUAAGCGAUUCAAAAGAGGGAAAUCGGAUAAAAUUGAUGGUGAUGGUGCGUAUGCUGGUCCUUGGGCAAAAUAUCAUGAUUCAUCUAGUAGUGAAGAUGAAGUACAUCCUGAAGAAGCUGGAAGUGAAUCAGAAAAAGAGAAAGAAGAACAAGAACAAAUCAAAACAGACAGUGAAGAAGAGGAAGAAACUGGAUCACAAGAUUCAACGGAAUUUUAUGGUACAUCUGAGAAGGAUUACCAAGGAAGAACAUAUAUGCAUAUACCCAAAGAUGUUGGUGUUAAUCUAACAAAUGAUGAUGUUCCAGAAGAAUGUUUCAUACCGAAAAGACAAAUUCAUGUUUGGAAAGGUCAUACAAAUGGUACAAACAAAAUUGUACUUUUCCCCAAAUCAAAUCAUUUAUUACUCUCUUGUGGUAAUGAUUCAAAGAUUUAUUUAUGGUCAGUUUAUCAUAAACGUGAACUUUUACGAGGAUUUUUCGGUCAUAAUAAACCAAUUAAAGAUAUAGCAUUCAAUAAUGACGGUACAAGGGUUAUAAGUACAAGUUAUGAUCAUUUUAUAAAAGUAUGGGAUACAGAAACUGGUAAAUGUUUAGAAAAAUUUAGAACCAAAUCUGUUGGUAAUACAAUUAAAUUUAACCCUUUCAAUGAUGAUGAGUUUAUUGUUGGGUUAAUGAAUAGUAAAAUUGAUCAUUAUAGUAUAAAAGAAAAAAAAAUAAUUCAAAGUUAUGAUCAUCAUUUAGGUUCAAUUAAUAGUAUUACAUUUUUAGAAAACAAAAGAUUUAUAUCAACAUCUGAAGAUAAAACCGUACGUGUUUGGGAUUUACAAAUCAAUAUUCCAAUUAAAUUAAUUAGUGAUCCAACAUUACAUUCAAUGCCAGUUACCAAGAUUCAUCCUCAAGGGAAAUAUUUUGCUGCACAGUCUAUGGAUAAUACAAUCAUGGUAUUUAGUACAAAAGAUAGAUAUAAAACAAAUAAAAAGAAAUUAUUCACAGGACAUAAUUGUGCAGGUUAUGGUAUUGGUAUUGAUUUUUCACCAGAUGGUAAAGAUAUUGUUAGUGGUGAUUCAAAUGGUAAUGCAGUAUUUUGGGAUUGGAAAACUACAAAAUUAAUUAAAAAAUUAAAAAUUGAUGAUAAGGCUAUAACCCAAGUAUUAUGGAACACAAAAGAGGUUAGUAAAGUUAUAUUUACAGGUUCUUCUGGUAAAAUUUAUUAUUACGAAUGA